Molecule: messenger RNA, 516 nt
Organism: Moneuplotes crassus
Lineage: Eukaryota; Ciliophora; Spirotrichea; Euplotida; Euplotidae
Source: the annotation of a GenBank genome assembly
CUCUGACAAAAAAUGGGAGCGUAGGGACUCGAACCCCAAACCUUUUGACCUGGAAUCAAACGCGCUACCAUUUGCGCCACGCCCCCAUGUUACUAUCCUUACCUUCAAAUUCUCAUAUACACUUAUUUUUUAAAAUGGAGGUAGAUCUCUUUCAAAAGAAUUUUCUCACUUAUAGUACAAUCUCUUGUACCAUAUCCACCCAAGCAGGACUAGAUGACUCAAAAGUGGAGCUCUCUUCUUUGGAACCUGGCUCUGAGCCAAACACAGAGAAACCAAAUUUGAGAUAUAGGCUCAUAAAUACAGAAUAUAAGGCUACUAAUAGUUAAUAAGUUUGGCCGAAUUUAGUAUGUAAGCCCCUCGCCUUUACAAAGACAAUUAGAGCAAAUCUCACUAAAACCACCAACUGCUUAUUUCCCAGGAUCAAUCUGGCAACCUUCAGAUAGACACGAACAAAGAGCAAACAGCACUAAAUCCUCCAAUAGAGUCCAUAUUUACCACCUCCGCUCCUAUUAACUA